Messenger RNA from Clonostachys solani, 1158 nucleotides. The record is from the annotation of a GenBank genome assembly. Lineage: Eukaryota; Fungi; Ascomycota; Sordariomycetes; Hypocreales; Bionectriaceae.
AUGGGUGAACCUACGUUGGCUCUCACCCCGAAGGCGGUUGCUAGGUUGCAGGCCGCAACGGAGAAAGCGUCUAGAGACUUCCGUUCUGAUGUUGUUACCGUUCCAACACAGGCCAUGAUGCAGUCAAUCAUCGAGGCAACCUUUGGCGACGAUAUCUAUGACACCGAGGGCGAUCCAUCCGUGUCAGCUCUAGAGAACACAAUAGCAGAGCUCACUGGAAAGGAAGCGGCUCUGUGGACAAUGUCCGGGACUCAAGGGAACCAGAUUUGCCUGCGAGUCCAUUUGACACAACCUCCUCAUAGUGUUCUCGUAGAUGCUCGAAGCCACAUUCAGUGCAUGGAGACUGGAGGCCUGGCAGUUUUCUCUCAAGCUAUACCCAUUGCUGUAAAGCCGGCAAACGGUGUCCAUCUUACUCUCGGCGAUGUGCAGAAGAAUAUGAUUCCAGAGGGCAACAUCCAUCACGCGGUAACACGUGUUGUAUGUCUGGAGAAUACGCUCGCCGGCACAAUCCUGCCUCUUGACGAAGCUAAGAAAAUAUCCCAAUUCGUCCGAUCAUAUCCUGUUCCCGAAGGAACAAAUCCCGUGGUUAUGCAUCUUGACGGCGCUCGCAUCUUUGAUGCCGUGGCCGCGGAAGGCGUGUCGCUCAAAGAGUACGCAGCAUGCUUUGACAGUGUGUCAAUUUGUCUAGCCAAAGGCUUGGGAGCACCCAUGGGUAGUAUAAUUGCCGGCACAAAGCCAUUCAUUGAGCGAGCGAAAUACUUCAAGAAAAUGUUCGGUGGUGCUACUCGACAGCCCGGGAUGAUGGCUGCGGCUGCGCUGGCGGCAAUGGAAAUUACGCUGCCAAAACUCAAGAGCAUACACUCCUUGACCUAUGACAUAUCUACCAAACUGGAAGGCCUGGGCUACAAGUUGGCCCUUCCAGCACAGACCAAUAUGAUAGUUUUGGAUCUAGCGGCGAUGGAGAUUCCUGGCUCUGCCUUUGUCGAAUACUGCGCCAAAUACGGGCUCACUACUUUUCCUAGUGGUCGAAUUGUAUUCCAUCAUCAAGUGACAAGAGAAACUGCGGCAACUUUGGUUUCAGCAUUGUCGAAACUAAUCGAGGAUAAGAAAAACGGCCUUGAGUUUUCAAGUAAGAUCUUGCAGUCUGGCUGUACUUGA